AUGGACGUCCAAGUAGAUUUGACCCAAGAAUGUAUUAUGUGCAUCUACAGCAAGCCCUUACAGCAGAAGAGAAGGUGUUUUUUCCAAAUAACAGAAAGUACAGAGCAUAACUACAGGCAAAAUAAGAAAUACACUGUUGGGGGCAGUGUGAGCGGGUCAGUGCAAGUUUGUGAGACCACCGACUGUUGCGUGGGCUACUACCGGAUCAUUAACGGCACACCAAAAGCUGACGUUCUUGCUUGUGACAGGAUUGAAAAGUCAUGCCCAGAUGAAACCUGCAAGGCACAACCACGCAUCAACAAUCAAUUCUUGACGUGCAUGUGCAGCACAGACCUCUGCAAUGGCAACAUUACUUGGGGAAAAGAACAGACUUCACACCCUUACUCUUAUUUUUCAGUUGUCUUCAUGAAAAAGGCUGUGAAACCUCUGGUUGGGAUUUUGCUAUUUAUGUGUUUCUGGAUUGUUGCUGCUCAAUGGAGAAGUUGCCUGGAGAAGUGGAGAAAGAAGAAUCUAAAGUCCCCCAGUCAUGAUUACCACGUCCGACCCUCCUGUUCCUGCCAAAUGACAAAAACCUCUGAGAUCGACAUCAGUCAGAUCGAGCUACAGCAGAUUGUGGGCCGAGGGCAUUUUGCAACUGUUUUUCAAGGGACAUACCAGGGCUCUGUGGUGGCUGUUAAAAUUUUACCUGCAGCCUAUGAACAUAAUUUUAACACAGAAAAGGAGAUUUAUGAGCUACUGCUGUUAAAGCAUACUAGCAUUGUGAACUUUCUCGGUGCUGGGAGGAAACCAGAUGACAAAAGCUGGUUCAUCGUGCUGCAGUUUGCUGAAUAUGGAUCUCUUCAUUCCUUUUUGUCUGAGCAAACCACAAGCUGGAUGUUCUCACUGAACCUGUGCCAGUCGCUAUCGCAGGGACUUUCCUAUCUCCACUCUGACCUUCUCAGCCAUGAUUUGCACAAACCUCCUGUGGCCCACAGAGAUCUCAGCAGCUCCAACGUGCUGGUGAGGGCGGAUGGUACCUGUGCCCUGUGUGAUUUUGGAUGCUCCACCAUUCUGCGUUCUUGUUCAGAGCCUUACCGCAGGCACAACCAGAAUAAAAACAUGAAGUGUAUUGAACUGGGCACGCUGCACUACAUGGCUCCUGAGAUCCUGGAAGGCUUUGUGAACCUGAACGAAAGCAUGUUUCUCAUGCAGGGUGACGUUUACGCUUUGGGUCUGCUGCUGUGGGAGAUCUGGGUGCGCUGCUCUGAUUUAUUUGAAGGCGGAGCUGCACCACAGCAUCUUUUGCCAUAUGAACUAGAGCUGGGAAGCAAUGUAACACUGGAGAGCCUCAUGCUGUACGUGUCCUACAUGGACAAAAGACCCUGUAUACCUGAACACUGGGAACUGCUACCACAGGGAGCUGCGCUGAGGGAGCUCCUGGAGGAUUGCUGGGACAGUGAUUCAGAAGCCCGACUGACAGCUCACAGUGUUGUGGAAAGAAUAACCUCUCUUCAGUCUUCUUACUCUCUGUGA
This is a messenger RNA of Pelmatolapia mariae (spotted tilapia), 1512 nucleotides long. Its product is annotated as bone morphogenetic protein receptor type-2-like. Bases 1 to 1512 code for a protein of 503 amino acids. The transcript has 11 exons. NCBI's taxonomy places the organism in Eukaryota, Metazoa, Chordata, Actinopteri, Cichliformes, Cichlidae. Gene Ontology annotation, molecular function: transforming growth factor beta receptor activity; ATP binding. Gene Ontology annotation, biological process: protein phosphorylation; BMP signaling pathway; cellular response to growth factor stimulus. Gene Ontology annotation, cellular component: signaling receptor complex; plasma membrane. The record is from RefSeq and is a predicted model, not a curated record.